CCUUUUAUAACUGUUGGUUGUAAACUAUUAUUUUCGAAUAAAAAAAAUUACCAAAGCCAACGUUUUUAUCAAUUCUGAAUACUUUUACACAUAUAUUGUUAUCCAGUUGUAUUUCAAUGUUGUAAGCGGUUAGAAAUUAUUUGCAGUGAUAGAAGCGAUAUUAUUAACCGACAUCUUGAAAUUGGAAAUCUCCAGACGUCAUAAAUUUAAAAGACAACAUGACAAGCACAAGAAGAAGAAAUGAUGAAUUUUUACCGGCAGCUCUAUUUAAAUUUGACCAUAUAGAAAGAAAUGUGCAGGAGCAUUUGAAGAAAGUUUAUGGAACUCUAUCUAUAGCGAUGAUAGCUGCAGGUGUAGGUGCCUAUGUCCACCUGUUUACUGGUCUUAUGAGGGCCGGUUUCCUCACCUCCUUAGCCUCCAUUGGACUAAUGAUAUGGUUGGCAAUGACACAUCACUCAAAAGAGACACAGAUGAAGAGAAUGGCCAUCUUUACAGGUUUUACUUUCUUCAGUGGAAUGUCACUUGGUCCAGUCAUGGAUUGGGUUAUAGACAUUGAUCCAAGCAUAAUAGCCACAGCCUUUAUGGCCACUACUGUGAUUUUUGUCAGUUUUUCCUUGGCUGCAUUAUACAACACAGACAGAACAUUUUUAUACAUGGGCGGAUUUCUGAUGUCUGGCCUUAGUUGGUUGAUGCUGUUGGGAUUCAUGAACAUUUUCUUCCAGUCUCAGAUGAUUUGGGAUUUAUACCUUCAUGCUGGAUUAUUGAUUUUCUGUGCCUUUGUUCUGUACGACACACAACUUAUUGUUGAGAAAAAACGUAAUGGAGAUGAAGACUUUAUCUGGCACAGUGUAGAUUUGUUCCUGGACUUCAUCAACAUCUUCCGUAAACUGAUGAUCAUCUUAGGCAAAAAGGAAAAGAAGAAGGAGUAAAUAAAACAGAAACAGAUUGAAUUGAAGAACUUUAUUUUCUUAAUGACAUCUGACAUCUUUGUGGGAAAGAUGCAGAGAAAAUACAAAAAAAAAUUAAACUUUAACUAUUAAACUUCCUUUUUGAUUUCAUAUGUUGUGAUACUUUGCUUAUUUUGUACACUUGAAAUUCUGUCAAAGUUAAUUUUUUAAGAAUUUUGUAUUUACCCAAACAGAAACAUCAAAUUCAACUUUAAUAUUUCAUCUAGCUGGGAUAUAAACACAAAGAAAUAAUUAGUUAUCUGCAAGAUAUUGAAACCCAAAAAUCAAGGCACAUCAUUGGUAAAUUGGACACAGCUAUUUAUAAAAGGUUUCUAGCAGUGUUUACAAAUUCUAAAAGAAAAAGAAAAGACAAAGAGAAAGCAAAUCUUCGAUUUUAACAUGAAGAAUUUGUUAAAGUGAAUAAAAGAAAGAAAUUAUUUUUUUAUUACUAAUCCAUAGAUCUACUACACUUAAAGUUUUAUUUUAUUUUUUUUGCACUCAUGAUUGUGUGGUGCAUCAUGGGUAAUUUUCUUAGAUCACCAGGCCACUUAUUUCAUUGUUUAAUUGAAACAUUGUAUAAUUCUUCAAAGUUGAUGGUUAAAUACAACCAAACAUUAUUUUUGCAACAGCUCUUUAUUUACAACUCAUGCUUGAAAACAGGCACUUAAUAUUUUUAAAUUGCAUAAAAUAUGAAUUGACUAUUUAUAAUUGUAAUAAAGCACUGAUUGAAAUUUUA
Messenger RNA from Mytilus trossulus (common blue mussel), 1683 nucleotides. Its product is annotated as probable Bax inhibitor 1. Gene Ontology annotation, biological process: negative regulation of endoribonuclease activity; negative regulation of RNA splicing; cellular response to unfolded protein. The coding region runs from base 219 to 929 and encodes 236 amino acids. The record is from RefSeq and is a predicted model, not a curated record. The transcript has 8 exons. Gene Ontology annotation, molecular function: enzyme binding. Gene Ontology annotation, cellular component: mitochondrial membrane. Lineage: Eukaryota; Metazoa; Mollusca; Bivalvia; Mytilida; Mytilidae.